AUGCAUGUACCAGGAUCACUCAAGGACCUUCAAUUAGCCCCUAUUAGUCGCCAUGCACGAGAAACGAUUCAUAAAAUGGUUGACCAAAAUAUGAAUUGGGCAAGCAUCAACAAUGUGUUGCGUAUUGAUAAGAAAUCGCUCAAAAGCCUUAUGGAAGGAAAUAGUACCACUGGUGUCCCUAUGAUUUUGCGUAUUGGCUACGAUCACGUAUUUUAUGCCAUGCGUAAAUCCAUCAAGAGUCGUGCCCGAUUCAAUGACCAGCUUGAAUCCAGCUUCGAGAAGUGGACUGAGAAAAUCGCCAAUGAGGAUGGGCACUCGAAAUAUCUAACUAUGGAUGAGGAUCAAGUGUCGUAUUCUAGAGUCUGGGUUUGA
Molecule: messenger RNA, 372 nt
Organism: Lichtheimia ornata
Lineage: Eukaryota; Fungi; Mucoromycota; Mucoromycetes; Mucorales; Lichtheimiaceae
Exons: 1
Coding region: 1-372 (123 amino acids)
Source: RefSeq, a predicted model, not a curated record